AUGCCUCGGAAACGACUGACGGCAGCGGAAUGGCGACGUAGUCUUGAACGUCGCCGAAUGCUGGAUGCGGAGCGUAAACGACGUUUGCGUGAGGAUAGUGCUUAUCGAGUUAUGGAACGUGCCAGAAAUCGUGAAGCUCGCCGUAGACAGCGAGAAAACCCGAUUUUUCGGGAAGCUGAACGUGUUCGAGCGCAUGCCUAUUAUGCAAAACCAGAAUGCGGCGGUGACAGUGGCGUAAUGCAUACAAAAGUUGAAUUGGAGAGUGAGGUUGUGAAUGAACCAAGUGAAUGUGUUGGUAAGCGUUUCUUCAUUUUUUCUUUUUUUCGAUAUGAUUAG
Molecule: messenger RNA, 336 nt
Organism: Gongylonema pulchrum
Lineage: Eukaryota; Metazoa; Nematoda; Chromadorea; Rhabditida; Gongylonematidae
Source: the annotation of a GenBank genome assembly